This is a messenger RNA of Colletotrichum higginsianum IMI 349063, 927 nucleotides long. Its product is annotated as PhlG protein. Lineage: Eukaryota; Fungi; Ascomycota; Sordariomycetes; Glomerellales; Glomerellaceae. The transcript has a single exon. Bases 1 to 927 code for a protein of 308 amino acids. The record is from RefSeq and is a predicted model, not a curated record. Gene Ontology annotation, molecular function: hydrolase activity.
AUGGCCAGCAAUACGAUAACCACGAACCAGCUUCAGAAUCCGGACACGGAUGGCUAUCCCGCAAAGGUACCCAUCACGUAUUACCCUUUGGAUACGCAAAAGGCUUUCAAGUACAACGAGAAUCGGGUCAAGAACAAAUCGUACGCCAAGUACUACAACCGCGAACUGUACAUCUACGCCGACAUCCCGCAGCACAUCCGCGAGCCGAUGCCGGCGGAAGGCGUACUACCGAUCACGGAUUCCCGCCGCCUGCUCGACCCCGGCUAUCAUCCUCACGAGAACGGCUGGGUCGCCCUCCCGGACGGGACCGCCUAUGUCACCUCGCGUACCCGUUUCCCGGGAUCGACAGGAGACAUGGUCCGUUGGUGGUUUUGGUGGCACAGCGUCGAGCCCGAGCGCUACGCCCUCUGGUACCCCUACGACCAUCUCAGCGUCCGGUCGUCGUACGCGGACCGCCUACACCGCACUGACUUGUCCCACACGCAAAAAUGGCUUGGUUCCACGCACCGCGUCACGGAGUUCAUCGGCGCGACCAAGAUGGCCGUCCACAUCCGCUUCGUAGACCCUGCCCACUACGGCUUGCCGUGGGAAGAGCUCAAGGCGGCCGGCUACGAGGCUGCCGUCUGCGCAGAGCUGCACGACGGCCUGGUGUCGAACUUGAAGAUUGGGGACUUCUUACACCUCUGGCGGAAGACUGAGGAUGGGCUUGAGCUGCGAAGCCGGUAUUGGCUUGGCGGGGGCGUCCAUUACAAACUCCUCGGCAUGAGGGUCGGGAUCGACUAUCUUGCAGGUGCGCUGGGGUUCAAGCACCGUUUGUGCGGGGAGAAGGUUGCCUAUGAGCACUUCAUACAUGAUCAGACCGAGUUUACCAACCUGGCUGGUUUCCUACCGAGCCUCUAUGCAGAUUACCUGGCUGGAAAUCUUUGA